Messenger RNA from Setaria italica (foxtail millet), 1097 nucleotides. RefSeq lists its product as uncharacterized. Gene Ontology annotation, biological process: L-arabinose metabolic process. Gene Ontology annotation, molecular function: alpha-L-arabinofuranosidase activity. The record is from RefSeq and is a predicted model, not a curated record. The transcript has a single exon. Lineage: Eukaryota; Viridiplantae; Streptophyta; Magnoliopsida; Poales; Poaceae. The coding region runs from base 294 to 809 and encodes 171 amino acids.
UUUUGGUUUCAGAUGACAGGCCUGAGUAUGCAUCCAUCCAAGCGGUGCUGUUCGGGCCGCACCUCCUCGCCGGCCUGACGCACGGCAACCUGCCGGUGACCGACAGCAACCACUCCAACGACGGGCUGACCCCUGGCAUCUGGGAAGUGAACGCCACCAACGCCUCCUCCGUCGCCGGCUGGGUCACCCCGCUCAAAUCCGCGUCGCUCAACCCGCAGCUCGUCACCCUGACGCAGAGCGCCGGCGGGCGGACGCUCGUCCUGUCGGUGUCGGUCGCCGACAGGAAGCUGGCGAUGCAGGAGGAGCCCGCCUCCGGGACCGACGCGUGCGUGCACGCCACGUUCCGCGUCCACGGCCCGGAUGUUGCCAGCGGCCGCGGUUUGCAAGGGCCGAACGUGACGAUCGAGCCGUUCGACCGGCCGGGCAUGGCGGUCACCAACGCCCUCGACGUCGGCCGCCCGGGUUGCGGCCGCGACACGCUGUUCAACGCCUUGCCGGGGCUCGACGGCGCGCCGGGAUCGGUGUCCCUGGAGCUCGGCAGCAGGCCGGGGUGCUUCGUGACGACGGCCGGCGCGAACGCCGCGCGGGUCGGCGUCGGGUGCCGGGGCGACGGCGGCGGAGACGGCGAUGAGGCGGCGUUCCGGCGCGCGGCGAGCUUCGCGCGGGCGGCGCCGCUGAGGCGGUACGACCCGCUGAGCUUCGCGGCGCGCGGGACGGAGCGGGGGUUCCUGCUGGAGCCGCUGCGGAGCCUCCAGGACGAGUUCUACACCGUCUACUUCAGCCUCGUCUCCGGCGACGGCGACAGCUAGCUGAUGGGAUGGGAUCGGGGCACUACGCGCCGCCUGCUCACUGUGGUUGGAGUGACUGUACAAAUGACACCCUGUAUCUGAUCCCCCCAUGAACAACAAGCGAUGAAUCGAAUGGAUGCAUGUACUGGACGCCGUAGAUGCUGUCUCGUGCUGAUUUCCCGCGGCGAGCAAGGAUCUGUUUCCGGGAUUUUACGCGAGCACAAUAAUCCGUCUCAAGUGAUUCGUUUGAUCGUUGUUUCCCGCAAGAACAGUUCUUUUACAAACAGUAAGGCUCAGUUUCAAACACCA